UGAAGGAGAACCUUUGCUCAGGGAAGUGAACAGCUCCAGACAGCUGUUGAACAGCAUUGGCAUGACCUAUUGAUGACUCUUCUCGGUCCUCAAUAGACAUCCCAGCCUCUGCAGAUUCCUUCACCUUGUCAAAGGAUCUUCCGACGCAAGCAUCCACCUACCAUCCCCGCGCAUCUUAACUUCUACAAUCUUCGCGCAACUCCAACGCUUCAAGUAUUCUCUUGUUAACUCAACCGAACCGCGCGAGUCCAUACAAUCAUCAACCAUCCGCAUCCUAAAUAGCUUCUAAUUCUACGUAAGCUAAACACCACUGUGGAACGCCUGUCAGAGCUGUGCUUCGAAGAACCGUAUGUGCGACGAGGUCACACUAUCGACUUCUUUCCUUUCCUUUCCUUUCCUGUGAAGCGCUGAAAGGUGACGGAGAUGGCUCCUGCAAACAAAAGGAAGAGAGGUGAUAGGACAUUUGCACACGACAGCAAUGACGGCGGCAGGCCUUCUCCGCACCGUCCGCAAGAGAUGAACACCGGAGGUCAGAACAAAUCGUAUAACAGUAACAACAAUAAUCGCGGCGGUAGACGAGGCAGCCGUGGAGGUCGAGGAGGAGGAUAUCAACCCCCAAGAAGUCCUGCCACUCCGGCUAGGCCAAGCCAAAACCCAACUCCGACAGCUAUGUCGCCUCCGCAAAAUCCAUCUUUCAACAAGCCUCCACCUGCACAGUCUGUACAGCAACCCCGAAUUCAAGCACCGCCAAACCUCGACCCAGUACCGCUUCCAAAUCCUAAUGGAAUUCCGUUCUACUACGAGUACAUCACUGACAGCUGCAUAUCAUCGUGGAAGGCAGAGGGCAGAAACAAUUUGGUCAAUGCCACGAAGCAAGCUUUGGUUGACGAUGACUACCUUGUAUUCAACAUUGUAUUCCAAGAGCUUAUCCGAGCUGGUUUGGAUGGACACCUGGAUGCUACUGAAGCUGGCGCUACUGUAAAAGACAUCUUGGCUGAUGCUGUUGACGCAGACAACGCGUCGCAGUUCCUUGACACCUUGUCCGUUAUGAUUGAAGGGCUAAAUCCGAUUCCCCCUCGACUACAUCCGCUUCUCGUAGCCACCGAGAUCGAUCCUAUGCAGAUGCGAACUGAACUCGAUGUUCCCGUUCUUACUGCUCUUGGUCUUAUACGAGACACAUUCUUUAGGAGCUCUAUCCGCAAGACUACGAACGAGCUGUACCGACAAUGCGCUUUCAACCUACUCCGCGAAGAGUCGGAGGGCUACUCCAAGCUCAUGACUGAGUACUUUCAGGCCGUGAACGAGCAGGGCCCUAGCGGACCGUUCGUUGCUAAAUGUUUCGAGAAAGUCAAGGCUCUCAUCGGAACAUUCGACCUUGACGUUGGCCGUGUUCUUGAUGUUACCCUGGAUGUGUUUGCAAGUUUACUCGUGAAGCACCACAAAUUCUUCAUCAAACUUCUGCGCUGUAGCUACUGGUGGCCAGUCCAUCGCGCUGUCGAGGGCAUUGAGGUUGCAGACCCAGGUUUCACUUCUCUACCUAAUUGGGCAGAGCCAGACUAUGAGAAAUGGUUUGCUACCGACGAUGAAAAAUCUCGCUUCAACUCAUUACGCGAGAUUCGUGACCAGGGUUUUUGGCUUCGUGUCAAAGAGAUAGGCAUGGGUGCCUUCUUCGAGCUUGGUGGACGUCGCAUAAUCAAGGACCGCAAUGAAACGAAAGUCUCAAAUGGUGACUCGAAUGGAGUCGACGAAGCAGAACAGGAGGACACUGACGCUCAGUGGAGACGGAUCACUGGUCUACUACCGCCAUCCGGCAAUCACAUUGCUGCGCAGCUUCUCGGCUUCAAGUUACGAUUCUACGCGUCAAGCGCCCGGGACACUAACGAUAUACUCCCUGACAAUCUCAUCUACCUGGCUGGCUUGCUUAUCAAGAUUGGAUUUAUCUCGAUUCUUGAUCUCUAUCCGCAUCUGUAUCCUGCUGAGGAAGACAUGCCGGCCCUGAAGGACAAGUUGAUGAAAGAAAAGGCUGAGCGAGAAAAGAAAAACCGACCUGGAGGAGGCACAAUGAACGCUCUUGCUAUGGCUGGUGCUUUGGUUGAUGACACGCUACCACCAGCUGUUGCGCGGUUACGAGCUGAAGAGGCCCGAGCUUCCUCUCUCAGACCAGACGCAUCGUCUGACGCAGGAAAGAGAGAAGAAGACGACAAGAACAAGUUACCAGAUCCAGUGGACCAAAAGUACAAGCUCCUGCAGACUCUGUUACUCAUGGGCGCCAUACCAGAAUCUUUGUUCAUCCUAGGACGUUACCCAUGGCUGCUUGAUGUCUAUCCCGAUCUCCCCGAACACAUUCAUCGAAUUCUGCACCAAUGUCUAAGCAAGGUUUAUGAUCCCCUCAAGCCUAUCAUCGAAGAGGACGGUCUCCGUACGCCUAAGAAAAUAGCAGAAGAGGUCGGGGGUUUGACAAAGGGGCAGCUGAGUCUCAACGAUGGUUAUACCAGACGAGUUCUUCGGUGGGCUCAGCUUGAUCGUAUGGAUGCUGGUGACAAUGGAACGGACUACAAAUACUACUGGGACGAAUGGACGGACAAUGUGCCGAUCUGCCAAAAUGUCGAUGACGUCUUUACGCUCUGCGGAUCGCUUCUGAAUCUGUCUGGUGUCAAGAUUGGCAGAGACUCGAAGCUCAUGAUCAAGCUCGCCCGCAUCGGGAAGAUGAGUUUGGAACAAGAUCCAUCCAACGCAAAUUUUAAACGAUGGCAGGAUCUCUGCAAGCGACUUCUCGUUCCGGCCCUGAGUCUUGCAUCUGGGAACCCCGGCGUUCUGAACGAGGUCUUUGAGCUCCUCCAAAGGUUCUCAACCGCGGUGCGAUACAACAUGUAUGCCGAAUGGUUCACUGGCGCCACAAGCAGGCUUCCAGACAUUGCUGUUGCGUUUGAUCAGUCAAAAGCCGAGACGAAGGAUGUUCUCAAGAGGAUCAGCAAAGAGAAUGUCAAGCAAAUGGCACGAGCACUAGCCAAAAUCGCGAACGGCUCACCAGGUAUUGUUUUCCAGGUCACUCUGAACCAGAUCGAGUCGUACAGCAAUCUUAUCACAGUCGUCAUUGAAUGCGCCAAAUAUUUUACCUAUCUUGGGUACGACGUUCUCACUUGGUCUCUAUUGAACUCUCUUGGCGGUCGAGGACGAGACCGCAUGCAGGGUGAUGGCAUGCUUACCAGUCCGUGGCUCAAAGCGCUGUCUACCUUUACCGGCGGCGUCUUCAAACGAUACGCUAACAUGGACCCAACACCGGUCCUACAGUACAUCACUUAUCAGCUUCGCAACGGCGUUUCUACCGAUCUUGAAAUCCUGGAACAGAUGCUGGAAAUCAUGUCUGGUGUUCGAUCCGAGAUUGAGUUCAACGGUCCUCAGGUCUUGGCUAUGGCUGGCUCUACCACUCUACGUGCAAGGACUCUGGCCCAAGUUCUGGAUCAUCGCACAAAACCUGAGACUCAAUUGUCGGCCCAUCGCCUGAUACAAAGUCUUGUGAAGCCACGACUCGCUGCUCCAUUACUCAUCUCCAUCGCGCAGGAGCGCCAAGUUCAUGUUUUCCGUGAUGAGAACAAAGACGUGCCUCUCAAAGUCGCUGCGAAUAACUUGGACAAGCUUCAUCAUCUGUUUGUCCAAUAUCUCGAUGUACUGCGCUACAACCUCAACGUAGACGAGUUCGACUCUAUCGUCCCAGACUUGGUCAGCUUGAUAGCCGAAUACGGCGUGGAGCCCAGUAUCGCUUGGGCCAUCUGCAGAGACAGCUUAACUAAGAAAAUCAAUGGGUAUGAUGCCGCCUUGAAAGAAAAGAAAGAGCAGGACGAGAAAGAAAGAAAGGCUCACUCAACAAAUCAAGUCAAGAAGAGCGAUGAUGAUGUCGAGAUGGUCGACAACGAGAGUAAACCUGUGGUAACUGCCGAGGGUGAGAGUUCGAGAUUAAAACAGGAUGAAGACAUGAAAGAUGCUCCCCAAUCCAUAGAUGCCACAACGCCAACCACGGCACCAGCCGACCCUGCUGAUCCUUCUCAUCCCAUUCUGAAAGAAAUUGCGGAACGCCUCAAAUCUGCCCUGCCCGAGGACCUCGAGGACAGGAUGAGCCUCGCAUUUUACACUCGAUUCUGGCAACUUGGUCUACACGAUCUGCAUGUUCCCAUGGAGCAGAAUACGGCCGAGACAGACAAGAUAAGGGCCCAGCAAGCAGCAAUCCGUGCCGGCAAGACCGACGUCAGUACUUCGGGCAGAGACAGGAAGAAGCGACAGAUCGCUGAACUCAAUGACGAAGUUGAUAUGCUCAACGCAGGGGCUAAAUCGAUGCUCCAAGUUCACACUAUCACUUUCAGCAGGCUCAAGCAAGAGAACAAAUUUUGGUUCACCAGCCUCACACUUAACAAUGCCCAACUUCAUCAAGCAAUUCUUCAAGACUGCUUCCUCCCUCGUAUUCUGAUCUCGGCCUACGACGCUCACUACGUCUUCAGAAUGCUGUUCUACCUCCAUAAUGCAGGCACUCCGGGCUUUCACACGUGGACAAUGAUCGACCAGAUUUUCAAAGACAAACUCCUUACUCCACUAAUCUUCCAGUUCACGUCACGAGAAGCUUCAAACUUUGGGCGUUUCUUGAACGACCUGCUUAAAGAGUUGGCUAAGUGGCAUGCAACACGGGAUGAGUAUUGUCGAUUAGCUUAUGGCACAAAGAGAGAUCUUCCCGGUCUUGCAAGGAAGUUAGACGACAACAAAAAGCGACCGACAGACUUCUUAGACUUUGAUGAGUUCCGGCAGUCACUAUUCAAAUGGCACAACAAUCUUAAGACGGCACUGAUGAACUGCCUGAAAGGCGGUGAGUACAUGCACAUCCGCAACUCCAUUAUCAUGCUUCGAGCCAUGCAUGAAAACUUCCCGUCUGUGGACUUCAUGGGCAAAACGUUAGUUGAGUCUGUACGAGAGAUCGCGCAGAAUGAUACCCGCGGAGAUUUGAAACUCAUGGCCCAAUCGCUUGUUGGUCUUCUAUCAAGACGCCAGAAGUCAUGGAUUAUGCCACAAGCAUUCAGACCGGGAGGUGCCGUUGGAUCCACAGGCAGGGGCGGUUCAGCAAGGCCAGAUACACCACAGCCUGGGAUUUCUGGGCUCAAUGCCACGGCUUCUGAAUUUAAACCAGUAGGCAAAGCAAAUGGAGCCGUUACUAAGCCAGGAGGUGGCGAUGAUGAUUCGGACGGUGAAAUAGACGAAACAAAGGGCUCUGUUCGUCAAAGGACAGCUAACGCGCCGGCUGGGAUGUCCAGUGCUAAUGACACGAAGCCCAUGGAUCAAGAAUCUGCACCUGGGAAGAUGGAGGUCGAGAAGCACAGAGCGAGUGAUUACGCGACGCCGCCGACCUUCUCUGCCUCUGGACCACAAAAGCCAGAUGGAAGUCGCCCUCCCAGCCAACCAGCAGCUUCACGAGUUCAGCACGCCCUUCCCAAUCGCCCUGACGGCUUCUCUCGUGGAAAGCCUAACGACCGCCCACUCGAUCGUUCCCUGGAUUAUCGCAGCCACGCAAACUCGACCCCACAAGCUGAUGGUCGUCGACUGCCUCCUAAUGGCGAGUAUGGAAGAUUAGAGCAAGUAGGAGAGACCUACCCUUAUCGAGAUCCUCGAGAACGAUCCCCAAAUCGUGGCGUUCGUGGUCGCAGCUCAGAGCGGGAUCGACGCGAGCCAAACCGAGAUCCAAAUUGGAUGGGCACGAGAGAGCUGUCGCGUGACCACCCUGACAAUCGAAGAGUGCGGCCUAUGCCCUCUAGAGAUGGGCUGUCAGACGUACGACCUCCCUACGAGAGUCCGAGAGAUGGACGUGAUCGAUUUGGUCCUGAUUCCAGACCUUCACCGACUGCAGACGGUCAUCGACGACUGCAGGGUGUCGGUCCUGUGAGCUCACCUGCACGUGAUGAUCGCAUCGCACCAGGACCAUAUCCUCCCAGAGGAAGUGACGGAUCAAGGGGCGAAGGUGCUAGAGGCGACGGUCCCAGAAGUGAUUAUCGUGAUGAGAGAGGGACUCCCUCUGAGCGACCGCCUCUUUCUGGCUACUCGAUUGCGCCACAUGAUAGGCGUGAUGAUCCAAGCGGCGGGCCACCCCCAUCUGGACCUCGUGGUGAGCGCGGUGGCAUGCGCGAGCUUUUCCAGCCCUCAAACAACCCAAGAAAUCCUGCAGACCCUGAUCAUGGACGUCUCAACCGCGAGUUUACUCAACCAGCUCGUCCAAAUCAGGAUCCGAACUAUGGUCGACUCAACUCAGGCUCAGAAGUUCCUUCUGGGCCAAGACCCCGAGGGCGGCCUGGACGAGAGAGUCGUAACUUUGCGAACGUUCAGGGUGCUUCGGUACAGCCUCCAGCAUCCCCUGCAAGCGAUAGAGCACCGCCUGGACCUCUCGAUGACCGGCGAGAACAGCGGUCAGCUGAUCUUAUGGCAGUGACUUCAUCUGCUCCACCGACCCCGUCUACCGAGCAGCCGACAGCUACAGAGAUAGCCGGUAUUCAUCCGAGUCGGCUUAAUCAUAUUCAGACAGAUGUACCGCCACCUUCUGGCCCUCGAAAUUCCCAGCGCCCACUUGCCGGGCCAUCGCCGUCCGCACGAGGUCCUCCAACUGGGCCUGCUUUCGGUUCUGAUCGUGAGCGACCUCCUCGAUCUGAUCAUCGUGGAGAAGACAAACGAUUCGUAGGUGUACAGAAUAUUCUGCAACAGGCAAAUUCCGGUGGCUCUUUCGAGCGCAAUCCAACUGAUCGCGGCGCGCCUAAUCGUGCCAUUGUAAGACCAGGACGAUCGUCUGGCCUUCCAUCGCCAAAUCAACCUUCGACUCCUAUCAGCGUCAAUCCUGAUAACGUGCAACCCCCUACUGGCGGCCGCGACCUGAUGGCUUCGAAUUCCCAAGGCGAGACAGGCUCUCAAGAUGAGCGCAACGAAGGUCGUGGCAGCCGACGAGAUGGCCGUGAUAGCAAGUCCAGCCGACAUCGCGAGCGCGAGAGAAGUCCACGUGGCGAGAAAGAGGGAAGCAAUCGACGCGAGCGCGACGAUGGACGCACUGAGCAUCGAGACAAACGGCCUACCACCAGCGCUGAACGUCCAGAGCGAUCCGAACGACCAGAGAGGGUUGAGAGUGGGAGAGAGAGUAGUCGACGCAAUGGCAGAGAAGAAGGGAGAGAAAGAGAUCGUGGGAAUGAGCGAGGCGGAGAGCGCGAACGUGAACAUAGGGAGAGGCGUGAAGGACGCGGAGACAGGGAUCGCGAACGGGAAGCCGGUGGAUCACAUCUACUGCAUCAGAGCUCGCGAAAUGAAGGUCGUAGACCACCUCUACCUCCCCAAGCUCCACCACCAGGUCCUCUGCCCAACAAUACUUGGCAGGGAGACAGACCUAGUGACAUGAGGAUUCGCGGUGAGGGCCAUAGAAGAGAUAGCGGUGACUUACGAGGAGGUGAAAGAGGCGGGAGAAAGAGAGGAAGAGGAGACGAGCCCGGAUCAGGGCCCCAAGGGGGACACCUAGACAAGCGGCCGCGACGGUCUCAGGGGUAG
Messenger RNA from Pseudovirgaria hyperparasitica, 7554 nucleotides. RefSeq lists its product as uncharacterized. Lineage: Eukaryota; Fungi; Ascomycota; Dothideomycetes; Acrospermales; Acrospermaceae. The coding region runs from base 424 to 7554 and encodes 2376 amino acids. The transcript is spliced from 4 exons. Gene Ontology annotation, molecular function: mRNA binding. Gene Ontology annotation, cellular component: THO complex part of transcription export complex. The record is from RefSeq and is a predicted model, not a curated record. Gene Ontology annotation, biological process: mRNA export from nucleus; mRNA processing.